Molecule: messenger RNA, 450 nt
Organism: Recurvomyces mirabilis
Lineage: Eukaryota; Fungi; Ascomycota; Dothideomycetes; Mycosphaerellales; Teratosphaeriaceae
Exons: 2
Coding region: 1-450 (149 amino acids)
Source: RefSeq, a predicted model, not a curated record
AUGGUCAUCUCUACGCUGUACUUCUCGGCGCCAACAUCAGCAGAAGCGUGGGCGACUGACCACCCUGCCAUGAAGUUCUACUCCAAGUACGUCCAAGACUUUGGCAAAAGAUUCGAUACAACACAGCCGGAUAGGUACUAUGCCGAUGACUGCAGAGUCACAAUGCCAGACAACAGCAUUAUCGACAUGAGCCAGGGCAGUCGAGGACUCUGGCAGUUCUUUGGUCGUGAACUGUAUGGCAUGUUCCCUAAGGUCGAGAGGGAUCUGCUGAGCUUGAUCAUCGUUACGGACGAUCAGAAGGGUACUCAUGACAUCCAUAUGCAGACGAUCACAAGCCUGCAUACUGGCAAGGGCAAAGUCGAUGUACCGCAGUCUUUCACGUAUACUCUUGGGGAAGCGGAUGAAGGCAAAGGCACCAACGGACUACAGUUUCCGAAGGGCAGCACUUGA